Messenger RNA from Candida tropicalis MYA-3404, 504 nucleotides. RefSeq lists its product as uncharacterized. NCBI's taxonomy places the organism in Eukaryota, Fungi, Ascomycota, Pichiomycetes, Serinales, Debaryomycetaceae. The record is from RefSeq and is a predicted model, not a curated record. The coding region runs from base 1 to 504 and encodes 167 amino acids. The transcript has a single exon.
AUGAUGAUUAAAUAUUUUGAAAUACUUGUUGAAAGAUUUCAAAACUUCUUUCAAAAAUAUUCAGUUAAACAACCUGAACAAAUAUUUCAUCAGAGACCAAUAUUUUCAAGAAAUGAUCUAGUUUCGUGUUUACAAGAUAAUGAAGACAUUAAUGAAUAUGAUAGGUUUGCUAGAAAUAUCGUAACACUUAGUUCAACAUUUGAUGUAACUGGAAGUAAUUAUUAUAAUAGCACAAGUGAAGAAGAAGAAAUUCAACCACAAUUACUUUCAAUUGAACAAAUUUGUUCACUUAUUGAUGACGAAUUAGAAAUUAUUAAUGAGAAUAAAAUAGAUACUCGAUUAGAUUCAAGAGAAAGUUUCCCUACAAUUUCAAAAGAUGAUAAUUUGAACACACAGUUAUCAAGACCUUGGACAGAUAAAUUAAAUUAUGAUAACAAUACAACUGGAUUACCUAAAUCAAGAAAAAUUAAAAUCAUAAAAAAGAAAAAAUCAUCUGUAUAUUAA